UCCGUCUGCGGCUUCUCCCGUGCUCCGGGCUGGAACGCUCCUGGGCCCGUUCCUCCCCGGCAGCCGGGCGCGCUUCCAGUCCUCCCCUCGGUCCCCAGCAGCCGAACAGCGGCCGGGAGGCCUUCCCGCGCCGUCUGCCGCGUGGCCGCCUCCUCUGAGGCGCUACGAUGUACUGCGAGAAGUGGAGCUUCGUGGCGGAGAUGUGUCUCUUCCUUGAAGACCUGCGGGAGGGCUCGUGCAUCCUCUGCCUCUGCUCCAGGGCGUUUGUGGAAGAUCGGAAAUUGUGCGGUUUGGGAUUAAAAGGCUACUACGUUAAAGACGAUGGCAUCAGUGCAGGAGAGCAAGCUGCAGAAGAGGAAGAAGGCGGUCGUCCCCAGGGCACUGCAGAGUCACGUGACAGCAAAGACGUAGACCCAGAUGAAAGUGAACCUGAUUCUGAGGCUGAACUCAUGAGAAGCAUGGGACUGCCACUUCAGUUUGGUAGGGCGUCUGCACAUAAGAAUUUUGAGGUAUCUAUGAAUACCAGAAACAAAGUUAAAAUAAAAAAGAAAAAGAAAAAACAUCAGAAGAAGUACUUAGAUGAAAUUAAGAGAGAAUCUUGGAGACAAGAACGUGAGGAAGACGACAUUUUGGCUUCAGAUGACCCAUCUUCAUCUGAGAAUGAGAACACCAGGAGGUGCGAACUUUGGACCAAAAAAGACAUUGAAGGUGAGAAUCUUCCUGCUGAAAAUGCAUUAUCUCCAAAGCUGGAAAUUACGGAGCUCUGGGAGAAGUACUGGAAGGAACACGGGGGAGAACUGCUGUGGCAAAGCUGGGAAGAAAAGCAUGCAGGUCAGACGCUGUGCUCAGAACCCUGGAACGUCCCUCAUACAAAGCAGGAAUGGGAGCAGCAUUAUAGCCAGCUGUACUGGUAUUAUUUGGAACAGUUUCAGUAUUGGGAAGCUCAGGGUUGGACUUUUGAUGCUUCACAAAGCUGUGAUACAGAUACUUGUGGGUCUAAAACAGAAGUUGACAACAAGAAAGACGAAAAUCGCACGAAAGCAGAUGAACUUUCUUCUCCAUCUUCAUCAAUGGGUAGCGAAAGCUCUAGUUCAAGUGAUAAAGAUCAUAGUGAAAUUCUUGAUGGACUUAGUAACAUAAGUCUGAAUUCAGAGGAAGUAGAACAGAGCCGGUUAGAUCCCUCUGUGAGUUGUGAUGGACAGCAGCGUUUAAGUGAAGUUCACAGCGGAAGAGAAUGCCCUGCUUCGGGCCAAAGUGAACCACGUAACGGAGGAACCAAGGAAAGCAGCUCGUCUGGGAACAGAAGCACGAGCCAGCCAGCUCAGGAUUCACAAGAGUCAUCAGAAGCAAACACAAUCAAAGAAAGACCACGCCUCAUCGGCACUGAUGGAGAUGAGAGUGGCGAAGAUCCACCUGAACAGAAGCCAAGCAAACUCAAGAGGAGCCAUGAACUGGACAUCGAUGAAAACCCGGAUUCAGACUUUGAUGUUGACGGUUCCCUUCUAGGAUUCAAGCAUGGCUCAGGACAAAAAUAUGGUGGAAUUUCAAAUUUCAGUCACCGGCAGGUCAGGUAUCUACACAAGGAUGUGAAGUACAAGUCAAAGUACUUGGACAUGAGAAGACAAAUCAAUAUGAAAAACAAACACAUCUUCUUCACUGAAGAGCCAGGAAAAACUCUUUUCAAGAAAAGCAAAACUUUGAGUAAGGUAGAAAAAUUCCUAAAAUGGGUUAAUGAACCAAUGGAUGACGAAGCAUCGCAGGAGCCAGUUUCUCAUAACAACGUGCAAGAUACUUGCACAAGCAGUGGUUCAGAGGAACAAGAAUUGUCUGUUGAAAAAGGGGAUGACCCACCGGAGACGAGUGAGCCGGAACCUGGGACGCGUCGUGCCGUGUCUCCAGCUGGGGAAGUGGGAACAGAGAAGACUGACAGGGACAGCACAGAAGCAGCAGUGCCAGAUGAGGGGGACUGCCCCGCCCAGGCUGCACCAGACCGUCUUCACGUAGAAGCCGAAGCUGAAAAUAAAAAGAAGAAGAAGAAGAAGAAAAGCAAGAACAGAAAGGGAAUUGGUCUGCCUCCUGAGAUCACUGCUGUGCCUGAGCUGGCAAAGUACUGGGCCCAGAGAUACAGGCUCUUCUCCCGCUUUGACGAUGGGAUUAAAUUAGACAGAGAGGGCUGGUUUUCAGUUACACCCGAGAAGAUCGCUGAGCACAUCGCCGGAAGGGUCAGCGGGUGCUCCGGGUGUGACACCGUAGUCGACGCAUUUUGUGGAGUUGGAGGAAAUACCAUUCAGUUUGCCUUAACAGGAAAGAGAGUGAUCGCCAUUGAUAUUGAUCCUGUUAAGAUCGAUCUUGCUCGCAAUAAUGCAGAAAUUUAUGGGGUAGCGGAGAAGAUUGAGUUCAUCUGUGGAGAUUUCCUGCAGCUGGCUUCUCAUUUAAAGGCUGAUGUCGUGUUUCUCAGCCCGCCUUGGGGAGGACCAGACUACGCCACCGCUGAGAUCUUCGACAUCAGCACCAUGAUGUCUCCUGAUGGCUUUGAAAUUUUCAGACUUUCCCAGAAGAUCACUAAUAAUAUCAUUUAUUUUCUUCCAAGAAAUGCUAAUAUUGACCAGGUGGCGUCCUUGGCUGGGCCUGGAGGGCAAGUGGAAAUAGAACAAAACUUUCUUAAUAAUAGAUUGAAGACAAUCACUGCUUAUUUUGGGGAACUGAUCCGCAGAUCAGCCUCUGAAUCAUAAGUGAGGUGGUAUAGAGACCAAAAGAUCAUAGCGGUCAGAACACUAUUCACUUGGAAUUUCUUCUCUAUAUUCACUGAUACUUUGUACCCAUAGUCAAAUGGGUAUUUGUACCCUAAUAUACUUUUUCCCCACAUUGAUGCAGUACCAUCCGGAAUUUGCUUUUAAACAUCCAUUUAUCUUAUAAAGUUAGUGUUUUUUGAGUUUCUAUUGAAAAAAAUGUGAAAUAUAUUUUGUAAUAUAGAAGUUUAUAUUCUUUUUCUAUUAAAAUGGCAGUGAAAAGAAGAAGAAUAUGUGUUGCGUAACUAUUCAUCCAAAAGGUGUGUUCAGUCAUUUUUAAAGUAGGUCAAAAUUCAGGGACAGGGGGCUCUUUCGCCACAGGGGAUCUGGGAUCUUUAUCUUGUAAUAAUAUGGGCAUAUUAAACAUGGUUUUGGCUGGGAUAGAGCUGGGGGAUUGAAAUAAAAUGGAAAAUUUCCAGUAAAUAUUAGAAAAAAAAAACAAAUAAAAAACAACUUUGUUGGAGAAUGGAGCAGUGCUAACUUUAGUCUCUUGAAACUUUACAAAGUUUUCCUGAUUGCCCUGCAAUACCGUAGCAGUUGAACUGAUCAUUAAGGAUUAAAUUAAUUUCUUAUUAUUGAAUUUGCAACAUCAAAAUCUGUCGAUGUUCUAGGUUUUUAUACUUUUUCAUCAGGUAGGAUUAGUGUCUAAACUGUAAACUUGUCACCACUUUUUAAAUAAUGGCAGCGUUGGUCAUAAACAGCUAUGUACGUGGCCCUUAGCACUAGAAUAUGCUUACUUAGCCACUUGGGGUGGGAGAUGGGAAGGGUAAAAGCAGAUUUCCAAAAUCACCAAUUAUUUUUUAGUUUUUGUCACUUAACCUUUCAUGGAUAUACUUUUUUCCACAAUAUAUUUUCUUGUAUAUUGUUAACAUUAAAACUAAUUUGUCUUCCUGAA
Molecule: messenger RNA, 3684 nt
Organism: Balaenoptera ricei (Rice's whale)
Lineage: Eukaryota; Metazoa; Chordata; Mammalia; Artiodactyla; Balaenopteridae
Gene: TGS1
Product: trimethylguanosine synthase 1
Exons: 13
Coding region: 168-2732 (854 amino acids)
Biological process (GO): 7-methylguanosine RNA capping; 7-methylguanosine cap hypermethylation
Cellular component (GO): nucleus
Molecular function (GO): RNA cap trimethylguanosine synthase activity
Source: RefSeq, a predicted model, not a curated record